GUGUUGAAAUCGUCUCAACCCCGGUCACCUCUGUGUCCGACAGUGAGGCUGUCAUGUACCGAUCCCUGACAACCGGCGGGCAGCGUGGGGCCUCUGCCCUUCGCAGGUUACUCAGCACUCUGGUUAUUGCUGAACAUGACACCCAACAGGUGACCCCAAUUACCCUCAGUGCAAUAUCUGCUGCACAGAAACUAGGAGGUGAUGUGGCCUGUCUGGUGGCCGGCAAUAACUGCUCUAAGGUAGCAGAAGAACUUGCAAAGGUGCAGGGUGUCUCCAAACUGUUCGUAGCGCAGCAUGAUGUGUACAAGGGGUUCCUGCCAGAGGAGUUGACCCCACUGGUUGUGGAAGCCCAGAAGCAAUUUGCUUUCACACACAUCAUUGCUGGAGCAUCAGCCUUUGGAAAGAAUUUGUUGCCCAGAGUAGCAGCAAAGCUUGAUGUGGCUCCUGUAUCAGAUGUCAUAGAAAUUAAGUCUCCAGAUACAUUUGUGAGGACAAUCUAUGCUGGGAAUGCCUUGUGUACUGUAAAAUGUGACGAGGCUGUGAAGGUGUUCACGGUAAGAGGGACAUCCUUUGAAGUGGCUCCAUCUUCAGGAGGAAGUGCCACUUUAGAGACGGUCUCCCCCGCUGCACCGGUCGGGCUGUCGGAAUGGCUUCAGCAAAGUCUGACCAAAAGUGACCGCCCAGAACUGACAAGUGCCAAAGUCGUCGUCUCUGGAGGUCGAGGGUUGAAGAGUGGUGACAACUUCAAACUAUUAUACGACUUGGCGGAUCAGCUGCACGCUGCAGUUGGUGCGUCUCGUGCCGCUGUGGAUGCUGGCUUUGUCCCCAAUGAUAUGCAAGUUGGGCAGACAGGAAAAAUUGUUGCUCCAGAGCUUUAUAUUGCCGUUGGGAUCUCUGGGGCCAUUCAGCAUCUGGCUGGGAUGAAAGAUAGCAAGACCAUUGUAGCUAUUAACAAGGAUCCUGAGGCUCCAAUCUUCCAAGUGGCAGACUAUGGUUUGGUAGCAGACUUAUUUAAGGCGGUUCCAGAAAUGACUGAAAUUCUUAAGAAAAAAUAGUUGACAUCCUGCUGAUGUAGGGGAAAACUCUUACUUCUACAAAAAAUAAUUUUAUUAAUUGCAGAACGGAGUUUGAAAAAUGUAUCUGAAAAACCGAAAGCCUAGAGAAUAAUACAGGUACUCACUCAGGUCAUGAAAUGUAUUUUUUACCACCAAUGUAUCAUAAUAGUUUAAUAAAAGUCUGAUACUUUGCA
Spea bombifrons (plains spadefoot toad) is the source of this 1249-nucleotide messenger RNA. RefSeq names its product electron transfer flavoprotein subunit alpha (gene ETFA). Gene Ontology annotation, molecular function: electron transfer activity; flavin adenine dinucleotide binding. NCBI's taxonomy places the organism in Eukaryota, Metazoa, Chordata, Amphibia, Anura, Pelobatidae. Gene Ontology annotation, cellular component: mitochondrion. The record is from RefSeq and is a predicted model, not a curated record. The transcript is spliced from 12 exons. Bases 54 to 1055 code for a protein of 333 amino acids.